AUGGCAUUCACUGCCUCUGUUAGCAGCAAAAGUCAAUGUAGUGAACCAGUGUCUGAUGAUGGGAGCAUAUCUGGAAAUGAAUCUGGGUAUGAAGAUCAGUUGCAAGAAGUCUAUGAGAAGCUGUACAAGGAAUGUGUUAAAUUGAGAAAACUCAACAAAGCGCACAUUGAGGAGAUAGACUUCAGCAAACGAGAAAAUGAAGGGCUUCAAGAAAAGCUGGAUGAAAUCCUGAGGUCAGGAAAGCCUCUUGGUGACAAGAGUGGGCUAGGAUAUGAUACAGAGAAAUCUGAUGCAGCUACUACAUCGAAAGUCUCCUAUAAGAAUGGGAGGAAAACUGUGUUUGUUCGUGAGUCAACUACAAAUGAGAAUGCUAACCCAUCUAACAAGGGUAAGAAAUCCUCUCAUUCAGGUGAUAAAAGCCUAUUUAAAAUAGUUGAAGAGUACAAGUGUGGAACAGUAACAUUUAGAGAUGGUGGAAAAGCUGAUAUAAUAGGAAGGGGUGAAAUUGAAAUGCCUAGACUGCCCGUCUCGAGAGAAGUCCUGUUUGUUGAUGGAUUAAAAGCAAAUCUCCUCAGUAUAAGCCAAAUGUGUGACAAUGGUGCAGAAUACAGUUGCAAUAGUGCUAAGAGUGAGGCUACUGACCUCUGGCAUCAAAGACUUGGACAAGUGAAUCACAAAAAUCUGUCUAAGAUUGCCAAGAAAGAGAUGGUGGCAGGAUUGCCUGAGCUAGGUAAAGUAGAGACUCCUGUUUGUGGGUUAUGUCAGUUGGGAAAACAAGUUAGAAUAGCACACGAGAACACAACAGCUAUCCUGACCGAACGUCCAUUAGAGUUGUUGCACAUUGAUCUUAUGGGACCCUCUAGAACUAAGAGCCUGGGGGGAAAGAAAUACAUACUGGUAAUGGUAGAUGAUUUCACCAGAUACUCCUGGGUAGAAUUUCUGAGAGAAAAAGGUGAAGCUCCUAAUGUGAUUAGAACUUUGUGCAAGAAACUUCAAAAUGAGCAAGGGAAAGCAAUAGUCAGAAUUAUGAGUGAUCAUGGAAGAGAGUUUGAAAACUCAAAUCUUGAGAGUUUCUGUGAUGAAGAAGGUAUCAGUCAAGAAUUUUCUACCCCUAUCACUCCACAACAAAAUGGAGUGGUCGAAAGGAAGAACAGAGUUAUUCAAGAAAUGAUACGGGUCAUGAUACACAGUAAAAAUGUACCUACUCACUUCUGGGGAGAAGCUAUGAACACAGCAUGCCAUAUUGUGAAUAGGGUUUAUCCAUGA
Juglans regia (Persian walnut) is the source of this 1266-nucleotide messenger RNA. RefSeq lists its product as uncharacterized. Gene Ontology annotation, molecular function: nucleic acid binding. The coding region runs from base 1 to 1266 and encodes 421 amino acids. Lineage: Eukaryota; Viridiplantae; Streptophyta; Magnoliopsida; Fagales; Juglandaceae. Gene Ontology annotation, biological process: DNA integration. The transcript has 4 exons. The record is from RefSeq and is a predicted model, not a curated record.